ACCAACUCAAAUUCUCACCGACUUCUUCAGGGAGAUUGCUUUCUAUUUAUUUAUAUCACUGAAAUCCGAGUUCAAAGUUUUUAUUUUCUCUUCCGUUUCUUGAUCUGUUAUUGCCCAUUGGUCUACUUAACACCGAUUUCCAUUUCGAUUUUUUGCUUUUGGCCCCUGCUUUCUUUUUCCUCCCUCGCUCGUCUCAUCCACAGGGCCUUUAAUUUUAAUACUCUUGCCCCUCUGCGUCGCACCUGUGAGAAUUCCACACAGGGUUACAGUCAUUGCUGACCACAAGGAUUCCGGCGCAAUUCUUAUGGACAUCGCCAUUCCUUCCCCCACGGGUGUCUAAGUCGUUCUCCGCACGACAGUUUAGCGACCGUGUCGAGCCGUAUGGCCAUCUCCAUCGCCGACAGUUCCUGUAGCCCGACGAGGUCGCUGGGUCUGUUGUUGGACCCAGAGAAGGUUGACCUUCCCCGUCCCAAACUGAGCAUGUGGCAUCGCCUGGGCCUUCGCAGGUGGCUGGGCCGUGAUGAUCGAGAUUUCUCCUCACAUUCCCCCGCCGGUGACGCUGCCCCCACUGCAAAUAAACCCGGUUCUCCAGCCGCCCAUAACAAUCAUAAUGCUAAUCAACAUCCGGUCGGCAAGAACGACUCCCACAAACUUCUCUCCCGUCACAGCAAACCUCACGACAAUCUCACGCGUCGCCUCUCCAGAAAGGUAGGAGUCGGUCUGCCCCGAGCACCCACCUUCAAGCGCCAGAAUUCCGAACGGCGAGACAAUCUCCUCCCCCCUGAGCCCGAACCCCGUCGCGCCGUGUCCGCCGACCGUCGUCGCGCCGUCAGCUCCCACUCACAGCGGUCCAGAUCCCCACCGCCCACCGUGGACCCCAGACUAUCCGCACCCGAGGUUCAGUGGCGCGAGGACCCAAGCGAGACCACGGUCGAAAGACUACCCGAAGCGAAUGAGGACGGCGACUUCCACUCGGAAUGGAACCCUUGCCCUGACGUGGCGGAAGCUCCCGAGGAGCUACCGGACGAUACGCUCGAGAUGGAAUUGGAGAAGCGCUGGAUUUUGAACCUGAGCAUGCAUUUUCGGGAUCGCUCGGAGCGGGAAAAGUUUUUCGUCACAUAUGCUGAGACUCCAACCAAGUGGCGAAGGGUGACCAUCUCAUGCGAUUACCGCGGCGCUCCCCCCGAUUCCCUCGAACAAGACCUGAGGGAAUUGCAGUACCAGCGUGACAAAUGCGCCCGAAUCUACGAAUCCAUCCGUGAAUCGUUGUCGGAGAUUCAAUUUUACGAUACGGUGACGAAUCUGAAGUUGGAGACCCGAGACGGACGCCUGCAUGUCCAUGUUACGGAAGAUGUCAAUGAGAUUAUCCCGUACCCUCCAGUUUCCUGCAUCGGACAUUUGCCGGAGGCCCGGCUGGUCCGGGAGAACCAGCUCCAUUUCGAGGCGCAUUUAUCCGGCUUUGUCUACAACGUCAACCUAGAUGGUAAGACCUACAUCAAGAAAGAAAUUCCCGGCCCCGAUACCGUAGAUGAAUUUCUGUACGAGAUAAAUGCGCUUCAUGCUCUACAAAACACUCCUUAUGUGGUUCAGGUAGAGGGAAUUGUGGUCGAUGACCAGGAGCAAGUGGUCAAAGGACUUCUCAUCGGCUUUGCGGAGAAAGGAGCGCUGGUCGACAUCCUUUAUGAAACCCACGGCACGAUUGCGUGGGAACGGCGGGAACGUUGGGCGAGGCAGAUUGUCCAAGGGCUUUGCGAGGUCCACGAGGCUGGUUACGUACAAGGAGAUUUUACGCUUUCCAAUAUCGUUGUGGAUGGCGAUGAUAACGCACAGAUCAUUGAUAUUAAUCGUCGAGGCUGUCCGGUGGGAUGGGAACCCCCGGAGAUCGCGGCAAAGAUCGAGAGUAACCAGCGGAUCUCGAUGUAUAUUGGGGUCAAGACUGAUCUGUUCCAGCUUGGCAUGACUCUGUGGGCUCUGGCAAUGGAGAUCGAUGAUCCAGAGCGACAACCGCGUCCUCUGAUACUGGACGAGGACGCGCGCGUACCGGACUACUACCGUAGGUUAGUCUCCAUCUGCCUGAGUCCGUCUCCCCGACACCGACUGUCGGCCAAAGAGCUUCUGGCUUUUUUCCCCCGCAGUAUUUGGGUCAUGGAGCAACCCUUCCCUCGAAUUCAUCCCGCCCACACAGGCCUCGGCGUUGCCUUGCAAAAUGGCGCUUUGCCAUUGUACGACCCACGGGCAGCCUUUCUGUAUCAGCACACGCGGCCUGUAGCCAACGGCGGUUCCUUCGAUACUCAAUUGUCGCUGGAUGAUGCAUACUCAUUACAACACGAUGGCAGUGAUUUUGUGUCCACUCCGGAUAAAGAGCAAUUUGAUGCGCUGAAAGAACAGCAACAAGCUGGGAUGGCCAGGAGAGGUAUGCUUGAGAGCGAGCCAGCACCCACACAGCAGGACAAAUACGCAAGUAUAACAUCAACGAAUGAACACCUACUACAGACGACACUUCAGCCAACGUUGAGAAGCACCCAGGAGCUUCACAACUGUGUUUUCUCGAGCCAAAAGGAAGACGAGCUUGAACUGGAUGCCAGUGUCAAUCCUUUCUAUCGAAGGGCCUCCGUGGACCGUGCCACUGGCCAGGUCCCCUUCGAAACGUGCCGUUUGCCUGGAGAGCUUGUCGGAGUUGGUGGUCACUUCGCUAGCUCUUUAGAUCGGGCUUCGAGGAGCAACCUAUCAGACAUUGGGAGGUACCAGGAAUCUCCCUUGUCGUCAGCAGCCACUCAGUCUACGGACCUGUACCCUGCUCACCUAGGGGACCUGGGUCAUGCCCUGAUUGACGAUGAGCAUUGGUCCAUGGAAGCGCCGUCGCGUUCGGUGUCUUCCCUUCUGCAUUCGAUUCUUCCAAUCAACCCAGCAGCUAACCUCUCGGAGCAAAAGCUGAUAGACUCUGAGGCGAGCCGCCUGCCUCAUUUGAAAAUUGGUUCUGCCUUGAGACAUCCUCCUCAGUACCUUCAAGAACCCACCGCCUAUUUGAGCGACUCCCAUUUACCCAUCAACCCUGCAUUUACGGACAAGGCCUUGGCACCCGUAUGACCCAAAAGAAUGUUCUCUCAAGUUUGUUUCCAGGAAGCCGUCACUUGUUCCACACACGUUGUCCGUGGUUUGGAGUCUCAGGCAU
Aspergillus sclerotioniger CBS 115572 is the source of this 3172-nucleotide messenger RNA. RefSeq lists its product as uncharacterized. The coding region runs from base 382 to 3087 and encodes 901 amino acids. Gene Ontology annotation, molecular function: protein kinase activity; ATP binding. Gene Ontology annotation, biological process: protein phosphorylation. The transcript has a single exon. The record is from RefSeq and is a predicted model, not a curated record. Lineage: Eukaryota; Fungi; Ascomycota; Eurotiomycetes; Eurotiales; Aspergillaceae.